UCUUGGGUGAGUCCGGAGUCUCAACUAACCUCAGGUAUUUCCCGAAGAAGAAAGAAGAAGACAAACGGAGGAAAAGGAAAAUGCUUAGGGUUUUUGGGAAGAGGUUUCUAGGGUUAGGGCAUCAAAAUCCAAGCCCUCAAUGCCCUUUGACUCUCGCCCGUCUCUACCACGAGCGGGUGGUUGACCACUACAACAACCCAAGGAAUGUCGGAUCCUUCGACAAGAGCGAUCCGACAGUUGGGACGGGCCUGGUGGGGGCCCCUGCCUGCGGCGACGUCAUGAAGCUCCAGAUCAAGGUCGACGAGGAGUCGGGGAAGAUCGUCGAUGCCUGCUUCAAGACCUUCGGAUGCGGCUCCGCCAUUGCAUCUUCCUCCGUAGCUACUGAAUGGGUGAAGGGAAAACAAAUGGAGGAAGUAUUAUCCAUCAAGAACACGGAGAUUGCAAAACAUCUUUCACUCCCCCCAGUGAAGCUCCACUGCAGCAUGCUCGCAGAGGAUGCGAUCAAGGCGGCCAUAAAAGACUACGAAGCAAAGAAGGCCAGGUUGGGAGGAAACGUUGAGUCUGCUCCAGCUGACAAAGCUGCCAAUGCUUAAUGUCGAGUCUACUCCAGUGGACAAAGCUGCCGUUGGAUUACCAUGUAUGUAGCAUACGUUUGGAAGAACAGCUUGUUCAUUUACUAGUUCUAAUAAUGGACCAUAUUUGCAAUCCA
Magnolia sinica is the source of this 709-nucleotide messenger RNA. Its product is annotated as iron-sulfur cluster assembly protein 1-like. Gene Ontology annotation, molecular function: 2 iron, 2 sulfur cluster binding; ferrous iron binding. Bases 81 to 593 code for a protein of 170 amino acids. The transcript has 3 exons. Lineage: Eukaryota; Viridiplantae; Streptophyta; Magnoliopsida; Magnoliales; Magnoliaceae. Gene Ontology annotation, cellular component: cytoplasm; mitochondrial matrix. Gene Ontology annotation, biological process: iron-sulfur cluster assembly; intracellular iron ion homeostasis. The record is from RefSeq and is a predicted model, not a curated record.